This is a messenger RNA of Plasmodium adleri (nom. inval.), 5667 nucleotides long. RefSeq names its product metacaspase-like protein. The coding region runs from base 1 to 5667 and encodes 1888 amino acids. The transcript has 7 exons. NCBI's taxonomy places the organism in Eukaryota, Apicomplexa, Aconoidasida, Haemosporida, Plasmodiidae. The record is from RefSeq and is a predicted model, not a curated record.
AUGAAUAGUAUGAAUACAUAUUCCCCUUUAUAUAGUUCCUAUGAAAAUAUAAAUAUAUAUAAAAAAAAUAGGAAAUUUGAAGAGGAAAAUUAUGAAACAUCAACUGCUAAUAUAUCUUGUGAUUCUAAGGGAAGAAUAUUAAUAAAAGAAAGUGAAAAUGAUAGAAACGAAUCAAUACACAAAAAUCAAAUGUUUAGUUCAAUGGAUAAUAGAAAAAUGAAUAAACAUGAGAAACAUAAUAUUUCUUCUUAUUGUAAAUUGAAAAGAAAAACAUCAAAUAAUUUAAAGGAUAAAGAAAAAAUGAAUAACAAUAUAAUGUAUGCCAAAAAUGCAAAUGCUAAUAAGUAUGAUAAUUAUUAUGCUUUGAAUAUGAACAAUAUGAAUAAUAUGAAUAAUAUGAACAGUAUGGAUAAUUUAAAUAACAUUAAUAAUAUGCAUAAUAUGUAUAACAUGAAUAAUAUGUACACUAUGACUUGUAACAAAAAUAAUAACAAUAUUAAUAAUAAUAAUAAAAAUAAUAAUAUUUAUUAUCGAAUUAGUAGACAAAAUAUAAAUGGGAAGGAGAGAUUAUUAAAUAGAUAUCAUAUUAUGAGACCACAAAGGUCAGCUGAUAUGUUAUUUAGGAAUUACAUCUAUAAUGGAUUACCAUAUGAAAUAAAUCAACAAAAUAUAAAUAAAAAUAUAAAUGAUAAUAUUGCAGUAUCAUUUGAGAAUUAUAAUAAAAAUAUACUGGACGAAUAUAAUAGAAAUAUAUUGAAAUAUUAUAAUAGAAAUUUAAAGAAUUAUCGAAAUUCAUCUUUUGAUAAUAUAUGUACAAGAUAUAAUAAUAAUAAUAAUAUUUAUAAUAAUAAUAAGAAGAAGAAUGAUAAUAUUAAUAGUUCUUUUCAAUUUAACAAUCAAGAGGAACUUAUGAAAUUUUAUAGUAAUAAUAAUAGAAAUGUAAACGAUUAUGUUGUUAAAACAAGUAAUAUAACACAAGCAGAUAAUAUAUGUGCUCAGCAAAAAAUUAAUAUUCCUAUGUAUAAUAAAACCGUUUUAUUAAAAUCAUCGCCAAAUAGUGAAAAUACUUAUAACAAGACAUUAUCAAAUAUUUUGAAAAAAGAACCAAAAAGAAAUAGUAUGUUUUCUUUUAAUUCUUCUGAUUUUUUUAAAGAUUUUGGGAAAUUAAAAAAAAACCUUGUAGGGAAAAAAAAUAAAAAAAUAAAUAAAGAUAUUAUAAUAAAUGGAAAUAUAUUUAAUAGUAAAAUAAAAGAUAAUAAUACAUCAAAUACAAAAAGUGAAGGGAAUAGUACUCUUAGUAAAAUUUACAAUUUUAUAUUUCCAUCAAGUGUAAGAAAAUUACAAAAGAAAAAACAAAAAUUACAAGUAAUAGAAGAUAAGGAAAAAAAUUUAGAUAAAACCGUUAUAAUGCCCUUACAAAAUAAAAUAAUAUAUUUAAAUGAUGCAAAUAUAGCAAAUGAUAAAUUAAAACAUUCCUUUGAAAAUUAUAAUUACCAUCAAACGGAUAUACCUUUUGUAAGUGUAGCAAAUUAUAUGAAUCAAGAUUUAAGAAAAAAUGUAAGGAGUUAUUCAUCCUUCGACGUUAAGGAAAGAAUAUCACCAAUGGUAAUACGAAAAGAUAAUAUUAACAAUAAUAAUAAUAAUAUUAACAAUGACAAUAAUAAUAAUAAUAAUAAUAAUAAAAAUGACAUUAUAAAUAAUGGUAAUAUUAACAAAACUGUUGAUAAUAAUAAUAUAAAUAAUUGUAGUAAUAAUAUGAGGACAGCUGUAAAGAAUACACAAAAAUUAUCAACACAAAAAAAUUCACUCCUUAAUGAUAAACAUCAUACAUAUCAUGAAAAAUUAGUAACCAACAUUUAUCAAUUUACUGGAGGUCAUUCACAAAAAAGUUGUAAUAUUAAAAAUCAAAAUGUAAAAGAAGAAAAAAUAAAUAACACAGAAAUGUCAUAUAUUAAUAAUACAUCAUAUAAUGAUUAUACUAAUAUUCCAAAUGUAGAAACAUAUAUGCAUUCUGAAAAAAGUAAUAAUUUAGAAAACAAACAAAGUGACAAUAUAAACGAAAAUGAAAAAGAUAAAAAUUUUAAUAAUACUGAUAAAAAAAAUAAUGAUGAAAAUAAUAUCAUAAAACAUAAUGAAAUUGAAAAUCAUAAUGAAGUAGUACAAAUGAAUAAUCAAACAACAGAACAAGAAAGUCAUAAUAAAUAUAUAAAAACUUUAAAUAAUAUAACAGGAAUAGAUCCAAUAAAAAAAAAUAUAUACAAUACAGUUAUGAAUAUAAAUGAUAAGAAUGAUAUGAAUAAACAAGAUUAUAAUUAUAGUACUAUAAUUCAAAAUAAUUAUAUUAACAGUUUAGAUGAAAACACAAAUACAUCUUUACAUAUGAAUAAAAAACAUGAUGAUAUAUAUCAAAAUUUUAUAUCUAAUAUUGAUACUAAUGUGCCAUGUGUAUAUGUAAAUAAAUAUAUAAAUAAUAUUUUUCAAAAUAAUAAUCCAUCAAAUGUUACAAAUAAUAUUAACACAUUUAAUAUGAAUAUAUCACCAAUAAAUAUUGAUGAAAAAAUUAACAAUUUGGAUAAUAAUAUUAAUUAUGAAAAUAUUGCAAAAAAAAAUAAUAUGAUUAAUAAUAAUUUAUUAUAUAUAACAAAAGAAAAAAUUGAUUAUAUGCUUAACAAUUCAACAAAUUAUAUAGAAAAUUUUAAUAAUAAUUAUCACAUUAUAAAUCCUUCAUUAUUAUAUAUCCAUAACAAUAAUAGUAAUAAUAAUAAUAAUAAUAAUAAUAAUAAUAAUAAUUAUAAUAAUAAUAAUUCGAAUAAUCAACAUACAAAUAAUUUCAGCAAACCUAAUUUUUUAGAUAAAUUUUUUUAUGAAAAAAAAGUAGAAAGUAUACAACCACAUCAUUUAAAUCAAUAUUAUUAUAAUAAUAAAAAUGUAAAAUAUAAUCCUUCAGAUAUUAAUAAAUUAGAAAAUAAAUAUAUUAAUAAAUUUCCUAAUCAAAAUGAAAAUACACUUUUUAAUUUUACGACACAUAGUGAUAACAUAACAAAUAAUAAUCUAAAUAAUAUAGAUAAUAUAUUAUUAUUUGAUAAAGCAAUAAGAGAUCAAUCUAUUUAUUACAAUAACAAUAAAGUAGAGGAACAAACCAAAAGUGUAAUGAAUACGACCAGUCCUUCCAUAAAUCUAUUAAAGAAUAAUUAUGAAGAUAAUAAUAAAAGUAAUUAUGUACAUUCAAUUGUAUCUAUAACAGAUAAAGAUAAUUCAAUAUAUGCAAAAAGUAAAUAUCCUCAAGUAGUAACUACAAAUAUUGAAAAAAGAGAAGAUACCAUCAACAAAAAGGAUGAACAAACUAUUUUUAAUAAUAACAAUAUUAAUAAUAAUAAAGAUGAUGUUAUAUCUAUGGGUAAAUGCUUCCAACAUGAUAUUCAAAAUACAAAUCAAAUUAAUAAUAAAAUAAUUAGUGAUAUAUCACAAAGUGAAGAACAAAACUUAACAAAUGAAAAGUGCUUAGACAAAAAUAAUAGUGAAAAUAAGAAAAAAAAUAAAAGCGUGAAUUACGAUAUGGAUGAAAUAAUGUCACUAAAAUGUAAAGUUUAUGAUGAAUUGGAUACAUGCCUUAAAUGUAUAAACAAGUUGACUAAAAAUAAAAAGUUAUAUGAACAAUUAAAAAAAUAUAAACAUAAGCUGGAUAAAGAAAAGAAAACAAAAAAGUUAUAUGAGGAAUCUACAUCUGAAAAAACGGGUUCCUAUUACACUAUGAAAGAUUCGUACAUAUCAUCAUUAUUGUGUAAUGAAAAUAAAUUAAAUCAUAUAUUAAAUAAGGGUGACAUAAAAUUAUGUGAUGAUAAACAUAUUUUAUCUUACAACAAUAAAAAUAAAAAUAAUAAUAUGAAUGAUAUUAAUAGUAUUAAUCAUAUUAAUCAUAUUAAUAAUAUUAAUAUUUUAAAUCAUAAAAACGAUCAAAAUAAUAACCUUUUCCUAGCUAGUGAUAAUACAGAAAGUGUUACUUACAAUAUGAAUAGAAAUAGAAAAUUAUGCGAUAACAAUUUGAAAGUAUCCAAACAUGUUUUAUAUAAAGAUUCGAAAGGUACUGAUAGCACAGGAACAAAUUUUUAUGAUGAUUAUAGUAUGUCUUAUGAAAAAUCAUAUAUAGAUAAUAUUGAAAAAAAAGAAAAAAUAAAAAAUAAUAUAAAUAUAUCUGAUAAAUAUUUCUUAUCUGAAACUGAUUCUCCAUAUAUAGGAAAAAAAAAAGCUUUAAUGAUUACAUUAAAUUAUAAUGGUUUAUUAGAAGGAUGUGUAAAUGAUACUAUAGAUAUGUGUGAUCAUUUAAUGGAAAAUUUUGGAUUUAAUGAAUUUAUAUUAUUGAAUGAUUGUAAUUUAUGUUAUAGAAAUUUUGUUACACAAAAAGCAAAUAAAAAAAAUAUAUUAAGUAAUUUAUAUAAUUUUAUUGUUAAUUCAAAUAAUGGAGAUAUAUUAUUUUUUUAUUUUUGUGGUUAUUCUAUAAAAUUGAUAGAUUCUAAAUUUACAGAAAAUUAUAAUUUUGCUUUACUUCCUCAAGACCAUUCAAAAAAUAAUUAUAUAUAUUCAAAUGAAAUAUUUAAUAUAAUAAAAAAAUUACAAGGAGGAAAACAAUUAUGUAUUAUAUUUGAUACUACAUAUACAUCCUAUUUUGUUCCAGUACCUACUUCCAUAACAUAUAAUAAAAAUAUGAACACAACUGAAAUAUAUAAAUAUAAUAAUUUUUUCUCUAAUCAGAAAUAUUUAAAAUCAUUAAAAACCUUUGGAAAAAUUAGAGAUAGACAUGUUGAUUCGGUUUUUAUUGAAAAUAUUAAAAAACCAUUAUUAUAUGAAAUUUAUAAAAAGGAAAAUGAUGAUAGUACAAAUGAUAAAAUGAUGCUUGUUCCAUCUAUUUUUUUCUUUUCUCCUGAUUGCAAUGAUAGAAAUGAUUUUGAAUUUUUAAUAAAAAACAAAGUCAGAGGUUUAUUGACAUACUGCAUAGGUAAAGCGAUCGAAUUGCUCAAGAAGGAUUUUUCUUAUCAUGAUUUGUUUGUUGCUGCUUCUCAAAUAUUAAUUGAUAUAAAGAAGGACUAUAAUUUGAAAUAUGUAAAAUUUAAACUCUCCUUUUUAAAUGAGUAUUCACCAGAUGACAUAAAAUUUUUAUCACAUGAAAGUCUUUUCUUAAAAAAAAAACUACAACUAGAUGAACCUUUAUGGAAACCCUCUUUAAAAUUAAACAAUUUAAAACAAUGUAUCCAAGAUAUUUGUGAUAUGGAUGAAAGGAAAAUGUUAAAAAGUUCAAAAAAAAAGUGUUUGCUAAUUUUUAUAAAGGAUAUUAAAUUUUAUACCAACAAAAAUAUAGAUACAAAAAUUGAGUACUUUGUAAGUUGCUUUAUUAAAGCGAAGAAUGUCAACAUAUUAUGUGUCAGACGUAAUAAUACAAAAGAACAAAAAAUUGUUCAAGAUAAAAUAUUUUUCUUAGAGUACGUUACAUUGAAUGUAACCGAUAUGGAAAAUGCCAAUAUUUAUAUAGAAUUGUUUAAGAAAAAAAAGAAAAAUUAUUUUGUAGCAAGGAGUAUAUUUAAUAUAAGAAAUGUGAAUGGAAAAUUCUCUCUUUCGGACGAAAAAAAAAACAUUAUUGGAAUUAUCGAUUUGAAUAUCAAGUGUGUUUCCUAA